Messenger RNA from Oreochromis aureus, 2163 nucleotides. RefSeq lists its product as uncharacterized. Bases 325 to 1023 code for a protein of 232 amino acids. The transcript has 2 exons. Lineage: Eukaryota; Metazoa; Chordata; Actinopteri; Cichliformes; Cichlidae. The record is from RefSeq and is a predicted model, not a curated record.
GAUAGCGCUCAGUUCCUUUUGUGCGAACCAUCCUUCUGAAAAACUACACCCCCCAUGACCGCGACAAAUCGUAGCUUACGUUAAAAGAGUCAAAGAGUUUAGGGAUUGUAGUUCAUCCGCUAGUCCAGAAUACAAAAAAGAAUAGGCGUGAUAACCACAAUGAACUACAAUUUCCAAGCUACCAAGCGACGUUGUUCUAGUCAUCGUCUUUCUCGACGCGAGAGGGGGCAUCGGUGACCCUUGGAUGUUGUUAAAUUCCGCGAUAGAUACACCGCUAGUAAAUAAAAAAACAACUUUAACUGUAAUGGUUGUGCUUUUAAUAAGAUGGAGGUAAUCGAGACAAUUGUGAUACAAAACUCCGAAGUGGAAGGAAAGGAAACGGUCGUGUCCAGUGUGGAUACGGAUAAAACAAAAGCAGAAUUUAUCUGGACAGUUCAGGCUACAUGGCAUCUUGUCAAUACCCGGCUUGAAAUGGAUCAGGCCUUUGACCAGCCAGUCUGCAAGAAAAAGAAACUAUGGGAAAUGGUUGCAGAGAAGGUCAAUGCCAAAUUGAGGGAGUCAGAGGUCACUGAUGUCACUGUGAAGGCGUACGAAUGUGAUCUCAAGUGGAGAAACAUGCUGGCCACAUACAGAAAAAACGCAGAGAGGGCCAAGAGGUUGGGAGUGACCAGCGUCCACUGGGAGUUCUUCAAAGCUAUGCACGAAGUCCUGGGUAAGAGCAGGGAGGAGAUCGAAGCCCAGCGCAGGGCCAAACUCAGCGGGACCAAAGUAGGAAAAGCUAUAGCGAGCAAGAGGUUUACCCCUAUCCUCCCUACGCCUCCUGCAACAGCUGCUCCCUGCCCCACCAGGCCUCCGCAGGAUGUCCUGCAGCUGUACAUGGAGCUGCAGGAGAGGAAGAUGAACAUGUGGGCGCAGCAGAAAGCACUGGAGGAGCGAAAAAUAGAGGCCAUCAACAACCUGGCCCAAGCCAUCUCCAGCCUGGCUCAGAAGAACAGCACACAGAUAUCAAAGGAUGGACAUUAGGAGAGAGGAAACGCAAAAUUACCAAGACCUUCCAAGACACUGCAUGAGAAGAACAGCUCGUUUCCAGUGUCUAAUGUUUUUAGACUGGUCCUUUUUCACAUUUUUACCGUUACAGUUUACAGAGUAGCUUGGAUUAGCAGGUGUACAGUAUGAGGCCUCCUCCUGGUGCUCAAAAUAAUGUAAGAAUAUUUUAUUUUUAUACCAAAAUAGAAAACUUGGAUGAGGUUGAAGAGCACACACAAAUGACGCAUCCACCCCCAUUUGUUAAAGAACUCUACGAAAAUAAACUGUACGUAAAUAAAGUAACCAUGGCCGGGCCAAAAGCAGUCAAAUACAAUACAGAUUUCAGUAAUGGGAUUAAUGAAGACACUGGUAUAAAUGUUAAAGUAUUAAUAAGAUACUCUUUGUUGAUAACUCUGUCUCUGUUGUGUGUUUUUUAUGCUGAAAGCUUUCUGCAAAUCUUUCCAGUACAUAUACUUAUUUAGUUUUAAAACAAAUUAUUAGUAUCAGUAGCAGUAAUGCAGUGUGACAGUGCUACCCACUGAGCAUUGGCACAGAAACAGGCUCUGGCUGUCUAUUACCUUAGAGAACGGUACACAAAAUACUGGAAGUUACCCCCGUGCAUCUUCUUAUUGGAACGUGUGGUAAAAUUACUCUAAUAUGACAACUUGCUCAAGCUAGAGGUGAAAUAUGCAGGGGGAGAAGACCUAAGUGUGUGAGAAUGCAAGGGCUCUAAAUGAUGAAAGUAGAAAUGGGACAGUGCUUUGCGACAUAUAAUGUGACGAUACUUUCAUGACAGAACACAUUUCAUGCUAUUGUGGUUUCUGAACUUUAAAUUUAGGCUCUUUUUUUAGGUCUUCUUGUCUACCAGGUGCCUGAUUUGAACACAAAGAAUUUACUUAUAACAAACUAACUUUGUCAAGGAUUAAGAGUAAGCUUCUUUCAGCUGCUCCUUUAUUCACAAAGGGUCACUGCAGUAGAUCCACAUAUUUGACUUGCCAGAUUUUUACACCCAGUGCCAUUCCUGACACGCCUUCCUCCUAAUCUUGGACUAUAGAUCUUUUGUGUGUAAGGAAAAUGUAUUAACGCUACACUAUGGAGAUGAUGAAGUAAAAAAAAGGUAAAUUCUUGAUGAAUUAA